AUGGCGAACGGAUGGCCCGCGGAGAAGAUCUUCGGGGACGUCAUGUCCUACACCUAUGACGAUAUUAUCUGCCUCCCAGGGUACAUUAAUUUCCCAAUGAGCGAGAUCGACCUCUGCAAUAACUUGACUCCCGAGAUAUCUCUGAAGACACCCAUCAUAUCGUCCCCCAUGGAUACAGUGACGGAGCAUAAAAUGGCCAUUUCGCUAGCUCUGUGUGGAGGACUGGGAAUCAUCCACAACAACAUGAGCAUAGAGAAUCAAAUAGAAGAAGUAAAAAAAGUGAAGCGAUUCGAAAACGGAUUCAUAUUCGAUCCGUACACCUUCUCCCCAGAACACACCGUCGCAGAUGUGAUCGCAACGAAAAAUAAAGUUGGCUACAAAUCGUACCCAAUAACGGUAGAUGGAAAAGUGGGUUCAAAAUUAGUUGGAAUCAUUACAGGGGUAGACUAUCUGUACCUUAGCGAUAAAACGAAAAAAAUAAAAGACAUCAUGACGACGGAAGUCGUUACAGGAAACUAUCCCAUCAAUCUGUCCGAUGCAAAUAAAGUCUUGUGUGAAGAAAAAAAAAGCAUCCUUCCAAUCGUCAAUAAUAAUUACGAGUUAAUAGCCCUUGUCUGCAGAAACGAUAUGCACAAAAAUAAGAUAUUUCCUCAUGCUUCUAAAAGCCAGAAUAAGCAGCUAAUCGUAGGAGCUGCCAUUUCUACCAGGGAACAUGACUUGGAGAGGGCCAGUCAGCUCAUAAAAAAUAUGAUUGAUAUUAUCUGUAUCGACGCGUCUCAAGGGAACAGCAUAUACCAGAUUGAUACGAUUAAAAAGAUUAAAGCAGCUCACCCGGAGAUUCCAAUUAUUGGAGGAAAUGUUGUUACAUGUGAUCAGGCGAAAAAUCUAAUAGAUGCAGGAGCUGAUGUGUUGCGAAUAGGAAUGGGUAGCGGUUCUAUCUGUACCACGCAAGAUGUAUGUGCCAUUGGAAGAGCUCAAGGCACCGCUGUGUACCAUGUAAGUAAUUAUGCCCACACGAGAAAUAUUAAGACGAUUGCUGAUGGAGGGAUUAAAAACUCUGGGAAUAUCGUCAAAGCUUUGUCCGUUGGUGCAGACUUCGUCAUGAUGGGAAACCUCUUAGCUGCAACGGAGGAAAGUUGUAGUGAUUACUAUUUUGAAAAUAAUGUCCGUCUAAAAAUAUACAGAGGAAUGGGUAGCAUGGAAGCCAUGUACAACAAAGGAUUUAAUUCGAAAAGUAGAUACCUCAUAGAAGAGAGAAAAAAUGAUGCACUGUGUGAUCAGACUGAAGAAAUAAAAGUAUCUCAAGGGGUCUCAGCUAGCUUAGUGGACAAAGGAUCGGUUCUCAAUUUGAUUCCUCAUCUUGUUAAGGCUGUUAAGCAUGGCUUCCAGAGCAUGGGUAUUAGAAACAUCCCUGAAUUGCACUCCAGAUUGUACUCGGGCGACCUCAAGUUCGACGUGCGCUCCUUUAACACCAUCAAGGAAGGCCGCAUAAGCGACAACCUUAUAUUCAGCAAUAAGAAGUUCACGCCGUGA
This is a messenger RNA of Plasmodium inui San Antonio 1, 1533 nucleotides long. RefSeq names its product inosine-5'-monophosphate dehydrogenase. Gene Ontology annotation, biological process: GTP biosynthetic process. Gene Ontology annotation, cellular component: cytoplasm. The transcript has a single exon. Gene Ontology annotation, molecular function: IMP dehydrogenase activity. Bases 1 to 1533 code for a protein of 510 amino acids. Lineage: Eukaryota; Apicomplexa; Aconoidasida; Haemosporida; Plasmodiidae. The record is from RefSeq and is a predicted model, not a curated record.